Messenger RNA from Haliotis rufescens (red abalone), 2069 nucleotides. Its product is annotated as sterile alpha motif domain-containing protein 9-like. The transcript is spliced from 3 exons. Gene Ontology annotation, cellular component: cytoplasm. The record is from RefSeq and is a predicted model, not a curated record. Gene Ontology annotation, biological process: regulation of apoptotic process. Lineage: Eukaryota; Metazoa; Mollusca; Gastropoda; Lepetellida; Haliotidae. Bases 136 to 2064 code for a protein of 642 amino acids.
CUGAGAAGUCAACUUAGUCUUUUUUCAUCCCGCCUCGCCUGUUACAACAAGAUGGCUGCCGGAUCACAAUUGAGGAAGCCUAUUACGUAAUAACUAGAUAGUACUUGUAGCAGGAUAGACAGUUAGGAAUCGACAAUGCGUAUGUCCGACUGGAAUAAGAUCAAAGAGAAGCAGAGCGACCUCCAUGAAGAGCUGGAGGCGGAAGACUUGGUCCAUCACCUAUACGAGUACCAUGUAUUCACUGAAGAUGACAAGGAACGAAUCAUGCAUGAAACAACACGCAAAGACAAAGCAAGGAGACUGCUAGACAUACUCCAGACCAAGGAACUGCAAGAAGAUGAUGUCUAUGCUGUCUUUCUGUCCCAGCUGAGGCGCACCCAACCUCAUUUGGCGGACAUGCUGAAAUCACCAGGAAGGUGGCACAAAGCGGCAGCAACGGAGUCAAGCAAAGGAAGACAAGUGGAUCACAUCCGAAACCUAGACAUAGACCAGCUUUGUGAGUUUCUGACCCCACUACUCAAGAAAAACAAUAUUACUGACGACGUCCUCACACAAAUGAAAGUGCAGAAAAUCACCGGCCGUGUAUUUCUCAAGUUGGAUAAAACGGAUAUGAAAGAGUUAUUCCCAGAAUUACCAUUUGGAGAAAGAAAGACCAUCAUCCUGGAAAGGGAUGAAUACAUUCAGUGUGGCAAGCCACAGACAGAAUCACAUGAAGAUGCCACGGAAGAGCAUAGUCUACGAGAAAGAGAAUAUGCAAGAAAGUUUGACACCAAAACAGGCUGCACAGAGAAGUACAAGAAAGGGAAGAUUCUUGAAAACCUACAGACACGUCCUGGCAACAAGAUCGACCCAACCCACCACUGUAUCGCACUUGUUGGUUUAGAUGUAGACUCUGCUCUUGAAACAGUUGGAUGGGAAACUAUGAAAUUUGCAUCAUCCUGUAUGAAUGAUCGAACAAAUGGGACUGUACACUUUGGAGUCUAUGAUGGAUCAGAUGACAGUCACUCACAUGGAGAAGUAUUGGGUGUAACACUGGAACGGAAGGAUUGUGAAGACACUAUUGCAGAAUCAAUACAGAAGUGCUUUCCUCCAGAUCAGCAUGAUGUUGCAUCUGCAUGCAUCCAUCCUGCGAAAUAUGUAGAUGUCAUUGACAACAAGGAAUGCUGUGGCUAUGUUCUUGAGAUUGAUAUUGAACCCAAAGCAUGUCUUGUUAAGGAUCAAGCGUAUUUCAUACAGGAUCAGUACAUGAAGCCACGCGAAAAAGGUUCAAGACAAAAACUGUUCAGGUUGAAAUUGGGUGCUCCUAGUGAAGAGGGUAUUGAUAUUGCACAGUUCAUGAAAAUAAAGUCAACACUUGAUGAACAAAGGAAAGAAGCUGAGGAAAAGUAUGCAGCAAAAACAGCACAAGGCAUGAAUUUGCUUCAACAACUCCGGAUGUUCCUCUGUGAUGGCGACACGCAGAUGGGCGAUAUAUAUCCUGUUCUUGUGAUCAGUCCACUUGACAAAAGCCUGUCACUAAAGGACAUACACAAUCGCUUUUCCUUCAUCGCUGACUUCGAGUGGAAGUGCAUCUUUGAUUUUGAUCCCACAGGACACAGCGGGGGUAUCUAUGAAUACCUUGAAAAAAAACAGAAAAUGGUUUUUAAGGUUAUGCUUACAGAUGAUUUUGACCAGAGUGAAAGGGAACAUCCUCAAACAAAAUCCAGAGAUGAAAAACUAAAUGAAGACAUGGAAUCAUCGCAUCUUAAACCGUGGAUUUUCUGCAAUGGCUAUGAGCCUAUGGAAAAACAAGAUCUUGGAGUUUUGGAAUGGAAGAGAAAGAGAAGUGAAGGAUUUAAAGAAGCAGUGAGAUACUUUUAUCAUUGUUUACCAAGGGACAGAGCUAUGAUAGUUUACCUUCUGGUGUCCAAAGAAUAUGAUGUUAUGCUCGAAGCAGCGGAAGAGAUAAACCAAAAAUUCCAAAAUCAGUGGAUGAUGCUGGCAGAGACGGAUUCUGUAGCUGCACACUGGAAGGAUCAGCUGUAUAUCAGACAGGUUGAGGACAAAACAUCUCUGAAGAAUUGAUGUGU